Molecule: messenger RNA, 2151 nt
Organism: Dama dama (fallow deer)
Lineage: Eukaryota; Metazoa; Chordata; Mammalia; Artiodactyla; Cervidae
Gene: POU6F2
Product: POU class 6 homeobox 2
Exons: 10
Coding region: 1-2151 (716 amino acids)
Biological process (GO): regulation of transcription by RNA polymerase II
Molecular function (GO): RNA polymerase II cis-regulatory region sequence-specific DNA binding; DNA-binding transcription factor activity, RNA polymerase II-specific
Source: RefSeq, a predicted model, not a curated record
AUGCAUGCCAGAAACCCCCAUUCUCCUUUUCAAAGACAACAUAUGAUGGAUUGCGAUCUCUCAGCCCAGCAGGACACGGGGACCAUGCAAGCUGUAAUUGGUCAGGAUCCAAUGAUAGCUGGACAAGUCAGUAAGCCCUUGCUGUCAGUGCGGAGUGAAAUGAAUGCGGAGUUGAGAGGUGAGGACAAGGCUGCUACUUCAGACAGCGAGCUGAAUGAGCCCCUGCUUGCGCCCGUGGAAUCAAAUGACAGCGAGGACACUCCCAGCAAGCUCUUCGGGGCCAGAGGAAACCCAGCCCUGUCAGACCCAGGCACUCCUGAACACCAGGCCAGUCAGACCCACCCCCCUUUCCCAGUUGGGCCACAGCCACUUCUGACAGCACAGCAGUUAGCCUCGGCAGUUGCUGGUGUGAUGCCCGGAGGCACGCCGGCCCUCAACCAGCCUAUCCUCAUCCCCUUCAACAUGGCCGGACAGCUAGGGGGGCAGCAAGGACUGGUCCUCACACUGCCUACUGCGAAUCUCACCAACAUCCAAGGGCUGGUAGCAGCAGCUGCAGCUGGAGGCAUUAUGACUCUGCCAUUGCAAAAUCUACAAGCUACCUCAUCCCUGAACUCCCAGCUCCAGCAGCUCCAGCAGCUUCAGCAGCUCCAGCAGCAGCAGCCGCCACCGCCCCCGGCCCCGCCGGGCAGCCAGCACCCGCAGCCCGCCCCGCAGGCGCCCCCGCCGCCCCAGCAGCCGCCGCCCCAGCCCGCCCCGCAGCCCCAGCAGCCGCCGCCCGCCUCCCAGCCACUGCCGGCUCCGCCCGCGCAGCCCCCGCAGCCUCCAGCCCACCCUCACCCCCAGAGCCAGAACCAACCGUCUCCGACUCAGCAGAGCGCCAGCCCCCCUCAGAAAGCCAGCCAGUCUCCGGGACACGGCCUCCCGUCGCCGCUCACGCCACCCAAUCCUCUGCAGCUGGUUAAUAAUCCACUAGCAAGUCAGGCUGCAGCGGCUGCAGCAGCAGCAGCCAUGGGCUCCAUAGCAAGUUCACAGGCCUUUGGCAAUACCCUCUCCAGUCUGCAGGGGGUCACGGGUCAACUAGUUACUAAUGCACAAGGACAGAUUAUUGGGACCAUUCCUCUGAUGCCGAAUCCAGGGCCCUCAAGCCAAACACCGAGCGGCACUCAGGGCCUUCAAGUGCAGCCGAUCACCCCCCAGCUCCUGACGAACGCCCAGGGCCAGAUCAUUGCCACAGUCAUCGGGAACCAGAUCCUGCCUGUGAUCAACACGCAGGGCAUCACGCUCUCCCCCAUCAAGCCUGGCCAGCAGCUCCACCAACCCUCCCAGACGUCAGUGGGUCAAGCAGCCUCCCAAAGCAGUCUUCUGCACCUGGCUCACAGCCAAGCAUCCAUGUCUCAAAGCCCCGUCCGGCAGGCUUCCUCCUCUUCCUCCUCAUCCUCCUCUUCUUCAGCUUUGAGCGUGGGCCAGUUAGUCAGCAAUCCUCAAACGGCUGCGGGUGAGGUGGAUGGGGUUAAUCUGGAGGAGAUCCGAGAAUUUGCCAAAGCUUUUAAAAUCCGGCGCCUGUCCCUCGGCCUGACCCAGACUCAGGUGGGCCAGGCCCUCAGUGCCACAGAGGGCCCCGCGUACAGCCAGUCGGCCAUCUGCAGACACACCAUCCUGAGAAGCCACUUUUUCCUACCACAGGAAGCCCAAGAGAACACUAUAGCUAGCAGUCUGACAGCCAAACUGAACCCUGGCCUUUUGUAUCCUGCCAGGUUUGAAAAGCUGGACAUCACUCCUAAAAGUGCCCAGAAGAUCAAGCCGGUGCUUGAGCGGUGGAUGGCUGAGGCUGAGGCCCGCCAUCGAGCAGGUAUGCAGAACCUCACCGAGUUUAUCGGGAGUGAACCGUCCAAAAAGCGCAAGAGGCGCACCUCCUUCACGCCCCAGGCCCUUGAGAUCCUCAAUGCCCACUUUGAGAAGAACACACACCCCUCUGGGCAGGAAAUGACCGAAAUUGCCGAGAAGCUGAACUAUGACCGGGAAGUAGUUAGAGUUUGGUUCUGCAAUAAGAGGCAAGCCCUGAAGAACACGAUUAAACGCUUAAAGCAGCACGAGCCAGCCACGGCGGUCCCUCUGGAGCCCUUAACAGACUCGCUGGAAGAAAAUUCCUAA